Olea europaea var. sylvestris is the source of this 2508-nucleotide messenger RNA. RefSeq names its product subtilisin-like protease SBT1.7. The record is from RefSeq and is a predicted model, not a curated record. Lineage: Eukaryota; Viridiplantae; Streptophyta; Magnoliopsida; Lamiales; Oleaceae. Gene Ontology annotation, biological process: proteolysis. Bases 49 to 2283 code for a protein of 744 amino acids. The transcript has a single exon. Gene Ontology annotation, molecular function: serine-type endopeptidase activity.
UAAAAUUUAUAGAGAAACAAAGAAAGAAGUUUUGUGUGAUUACCAAACAUGGGAGUCUUGUCCUUCCUCACAGCCAUUUGCAUACUAAAUUUUCAUUCAUUGGCAACACUUGCAAAUGAUAAUCCUGAAAAAAACAGUUUCGAAACUUAUAUCGUUCAUGUUGAAGCAUCCGAUGGCCAAAUUUUUACUCAAUCUGAAGAUCUAGACAGUUGGUAUCAUUCAUUUUUGCCAACAACCACGUCUAGCUCAGGUGAGGCACCAGAGAUUAUUUAUUCGUACCACUCUGUGUUCAAAGGUUUUGCUGUUAGAUUAUCACCAGACAACGUGAAAGCCCUGGAAAAGAAGGAAGGUUUCAUUUCAGCGCGUCCUGAAGAAAAAUAUUCUUUGCACACGACCCACAGUCCCAAUUUCUUGGGGUUAAACCAAAAUAUGGGAUUUUGGAAAGACUCCAAUUAUGGUAAAGGUGUGAUCAUUGGUGUAAUAGACUCUGGAAUCUUCCCCGACCACCCUUCGUUUAGUGAUGAAGGGAUGCCACCUCCACCUGCAAAAUGGAAGGGAAAGUGUGAUUUCAAUUUUACUGCUUGUAAUAACAAACUCAUUGGAGCUAGGACUUUCAUCAGAGGAGACACAACGCCACUAGAUGAUGAUGGCCAUGGCACACACACCGCAAGUACCGCUGCUGGAAACUUUGUGAAUGGUGCCAAUGUGUUGGGCAAUGCUAAUGGGACUGCAGCAGGUAUUGCUCCACUUGCUCAUUUGGCCAUUUACAAAGUUUGCUCUUUUUUCUGUUCCGAAAGUGCUGUACUUGCUGCAAUGGACGCUGCUGUUGAAGAUGGCGUUGAUGUCCUUUCCCUUUCUCUUGGUAGAUUGUCCAUCAAUUUCUAUGGAGAUACCAUUGCACUAGGCGCAUUUAGUGCAAUGGAAAGAGGGAUCCUGGUUAGUUGUUCGGCAGGAAAUAGUGGUCCAUCUAACUUUUCUUUAUCAAAUGAGGCUCCAUGGAUUCUCACAGUUGGUGCCAGUACCAUUGACAGGAAAAUAAGGGCAACGGCCCUUCUUGGAAACAACGAAGAGUUCCAUGGCGAGUCAGCUUUUCAGCCAAAUGAUUUCCCUUCAAAACUCCUACCUCUGGUUUAUCCUGCAAUGCUUAAUGCCAGUGAUUCUGGUUUACGAAUAUGUAGUGCAAGCUCUUUGAACAAAACCGACAUCAGAGGAAAAAUAGUGUUAUGUGAGUUAAGUGCAGGGAUAAGCAGAAUUUCCACAGGAAUAGCAGUGAAGAAUGCUGGGGGUGCCGCCAUGAUUCUUGUAAACUUUGAUAGUUAUGCAAACAUGACUUUUUCAGAAGCUCAUGUCCUUCCAGCAACGCACGUCAGUUAUACCGAUGGACUAAAAAUCAAAAUGUUCAUAAAUUCAACAUCAGCUCCUAAUGCAACAAUUUUAUUUAAAGGAACUAUAAUUGGUGAUGAUCGAGCCCCUGUGGUUGCUGCAUUUUCUUCCCGAGGCCCAAACUGGGCAAGCCGUGGAAUCCUAAAGCCCGACAUUUUAGGUCCAGGAGUUAACAUCCUUGCAGCCUGGCCUGUCUCCGUAGAAAACAACACGAAUACAAAAUCAACAUUCAACAUAAUCUCAGGCACUUCAAUGUCCUGUCCACACCUUAGUGGCGCUGCAGCAUUGCUCAAAAGCGCUCACCCAGAUUGGUCCCCUGCUGCCAUUAAAUCUGCAAUUAUGACUACUGCUGAUGUUGUAAAUCUAGCCCUAGAUCCAAUUGAGGACGAAAAAUUCCUUCCUGCUAAUAUCUUUGCCACAGGAGCAGGCCACGUCAACCCUUCUAGAGCAAGUGAUCCAGGACUGGUUUAUGACAUCCAACCCGUAGAUUACAUUCCAUACCUGUGUGGACUGAAUUACACAAACCGACAAGUUGGGGUCAUCUUACAGCGCAAGGUGAAUUGCUCGAAUGAAUCAAGCAUACCAGAAGAACAGCUGAACUAUCCUGCAUUUGCUAUUACUUUUACUCGUUUAUCGUCUUCUCAAACUUAUACAAGGACAAUAACAAAUGUUGGCGAGCCUAUGUCCUCUUACAGUCUAGAGAUUGUGCCACCACCUGGGAUUGAUGUACGUGUUGAGCCCAGCUUGCUCAACUUCUCAGAACUGAAUCAGAAGACCACAUAUGAAGUGACAUUCAGCCGAUUGCCCUCUGCUCCAAACAGUACUGUUGUUCAAGGUUUCCUCAAAUGGACUUCACAAAAGCAUUCUGUAAGGAGUCCUAUAGCAGUUUCAUUGAGGUGAAACGCCAGAAAGAAUCUCAAGCAAAUUCAAAUUUAUACACCAAAAUAACUUGCUAUCAUGAUUUGUGAUGUUAAUAAUCAAAACUAUUACAGUUUUAGACACACUGUAAUAAGUUGUUGUUGUGAUUUAUUUGUUUUUCCUUUUAAUUUAAUUUUAUACAUGCUUUUGUUGGAAGCGUGUUACCAAAUUGAUGUAUUGUUGGCAAUUUAAUCAACUAGUAGAGAA